Messenger RNA from Acanthosepion pharaonis, 2154 nucleotides. The record is from the annotation of a GenBank genome assembly. NCBI's taxonomy places the organism in Eukaryota, Metazoa, Mollusca, Cephalopoda, Sepiida, Sepiidae.
AUGGGUUGGGCAUUGAUCACCGAGAGAAAAGAACUGAAAGACCAGAUCAACCAGACCCAAGACCGAGAAGAAAAGCAGGAAUUGCAAACACGCUACUGGGAGAAGAACCGGAAAGUACUUUUCCUUCCUUCAUUCCUUCUUUCUUUCUUUCUUUCUUUCUUUCUUUGGUCUUUCUUCUUAGAGAUGCUUUCUUUCUUUUCUCAUUUUCUUCGACUGUACGACAUUUGUUUCCUUCUCUUUUGUUCAUUCCUUUCGUUGUUCGUUUGUUUAUUCUUUCAUUCGUUCGUUUCCUUCCUUCGUUUGUUCAUUCCUUUCUUCUUUCCUUCGUUUGUUCAUCACUUCACUGGUUCAUUCAUUCCUUCGUUGGUUCGUUUAUCCAACCCUCCCUUCCAUUCUUCCUUCCUUCCUUUGUUCAUUUCUUUCUUUGUUCGUUUCUUCAUUCCUUCCUUUUUCCUUUGUUCAUUUCUUCUUUCGUUCGUUUGUUCAUUCCUUCUUUCCUUCCUUUUUUCGUUUCUUCAUUUCUUCCUUCAUUGGUUCUUUCAUCCCUUCCUUCAUUUCUUCAUUCCUUUCUUUUUUCGUUUGCCUAUUUCUUCUUUCGUUCGUUUCUUCCUUCCUUCUUUCCUUCCUUCCUUUAUCUGUGCAUCACUUCUUUCGUUCAUUCGUUCGUUCGUUUUUUCAUCCCUUCCUUCGUUCGUUCGUUUGUUCAUUGAUUCCUUCCUCCUUUCGUUCAUUUGUUCGUUUGUUCACUCCUUCCUUCGUUUGUUCUUUCCUUCCUUCCAUCGUUUCUUCCUUCCUUUGUUCAUCCCUUUCUUCCUUCGUUUAUCCCUUCGUUUGUUCAUUCCUUUGUUUGUUUGGCCAUUUCUUCCUUCGUUCGUUUGUUCAUUCCUUUGUUUGUUUGUUCAUUCCCUCCUUCCUUCGUUUGUUCCUUCCUUCUUUCCUUCCUUCCUUCCUUCGUUUGUUUAUUUCCUCCUUUUCUCCUUCACUUUGCUUCUAAUUAUUUUUUCAAAUGUACCCCGUUUGCUUUUUUCCCAAACAUUUUUCUUUGUUUACCCUUUUCAACAUUGCACCGUUCAUUCAUUUCUCCUUCUUUUCAUUCCUUCUUUCUCCUCUGCGUUUCUCGUAAAAUUUACCUUUUUACCGUCCGCCAUGUUUUCUUCGUUCUCCAUUUUGCUUUAUUUUCCACUGUUAGUCAUUCGCCUUUUGCAUUCUUUUUUCUUUUGCAUCUUUUCUCCAAAUUUCUCCUUCCGCCGUAGGACUUUUUACUCCAGUUUUCCCACCCAUUUAACUCUUACUAUUACUCCGCCAAAGUUUCCAAUCUGUCUCUUUUUUUUCUUUUUCUCUCUAUUUCCAAAUUUCUCCUUUGAACCUUCGCGCAUACUUCUUCCGAGUUUAGCUGCCAUUAAAUGUACUGAAGUGACAACAUUAUUCUCUGUCGUCUGCCGGCCGCAAGCAGGACAUUUUCUGUCUGCCUCGUUCGUGCGGCAGAUAAAGCUCUUUCAUGACCGCAGACGACAUCAAAGGAAAUUUGAUCGCCUACCUGUCUCUUUGAAAAUCUUUAAACAUGUGCCUCAACGUCCAUACACAUCGCUUACCUUCUAUUUAUCACCUGAUUUUUUCUUCUUCUUCUUCCUAAGUGUCAUUCAUACGCUUGUAAAUCGCGUAAAGAAAGAAGACAAGUCAGAAGGUGGAAGGUUUAUACUUAAGUUAGAAAGAGUACCGAAAGAUCUACCUAUCAUUCUGUCUGUUGCUCAUCUGGUCCUAGAUGAAAUUCUUUUCAUCAGAGAAGGACCUCAGUAUCCCGGCGGACCCGUGCUUGAGCUCGUUGAGCAAAGCCACCGCCUUGACCUUCCUCGACUCAUUCGAGCCAUUCGUGAUGAGAAUGAGGUGAGAUUUACGGUAGGAAGAGUAACCAAUGUCCUUCUUGAUCGUUUGGCAGAUCGUCGACUUGUGACAGCCCAUGUCGGUGGCAAUCUUGGCGUAUCUCUCGUUUCCAUCAUUGUCGACUGUCUCCUUGACGGCGGCGACGAACUCGUCGAUCGUAACGGCCGAAGAACGAACGUUGGGGGCCUUUCGUUUGGCCGUAAACUCGUCCUUAUUCUGAGACGCCUUCCACUUCCUCCAAAUAUCCAUGUCCAUGGUCCUCUUGAGCACUAA